Molecule: messenger RNA, 1324 nt
Organism: Halichondria panicea
Lineage: Eukaryota; Metazoa; Porifera; Demospongiae; Suberitida; Halichondriidae
Product: zinc transporter 6-like
Exons: 13
Coding region: 109-1260 (383 amino acids)
Biological process (GO): zinc ion transport; transmembrane transport
Cellular component (GO): Golgi apparatus; membrane
Molecular function (GO): monoatomic cation transmembrane transporter activity
Source: RefSeq, a predicted model, not a curated record
AGCCGCACUUGGAAAGUGCGGCUGAUUCAUGAGACUAACUUUCUUGCUUGAAGGAGUGCACUCUGACUCGACUACAACCUUACCCUUUUGGAUACUUCAAUACUAUCUAUGGACAUAAAAGAUCUCCUAAUCUCUCCAUUUAAGGAUAAAAAGUCCCUGCACGUAUUUGUGCUCCUCCUGCUAGUACUCCCCCUCACCUGCUUGCUCUUCUACUGGUGCCACACCACAAACAGUCUCGCUCUGUCUUCUUUUGCCUACCUCACUCUCUUCAAUGUUGGGAGUUUACUGACCUGUAUGGUCUCCGUGUGGGUCACCAAGCAAAAGCCCACCCCCAAAUUCUCCUAUGGGUUUGCUAGAGUGGAUGUCCUAGCAGUAUUCUCAAUCUCCAUCCUCCUCAUCCUGUUCAGCACCAACCUCAUUAAGCACAGCAUGGAGAGAAUAUUUGAUCCACCUCCAGUUGGAACGGAAAAGAUGCUGCUGGGCAUGUUUGUGGGUGUGUUCAUACACUUUCUGGUGACAUUCGGUGUGUCCAAUCUGCCCCUGAGGCACACAACAGAAGCGGCCCCGUCCAACUGGUUCCAGAGGGCUCUCCACGACCUGUGUCACAGUGAGCUCUCCCCCCGUCAGCUGCGCUACUCUAAACCAAACCCCCUCAACCUCCUGGCAUUGGGCGGAGCUGCCACCGUCCUCCUCACUCAGCUCCUCAUUGACCUCGAUGAGCUGUACCUAGCUGAUGUAGCCGGCUCCCUGUUCAUAUGCACUCUUAUCUGUGGGACCAUGCUGCCUCUCGCCAUCUACAGUGCCAAGAUACUGCUGCAGACUGCUCCUGAGCACAUUCUGCCACUGCUGGACAAGUCCCUUAGAGAAGCAUCAACACUGGAUGGUGUCUUGGAAAUUAAGAACGAGCACUUCUGGACCGUUGCCUAUGGCAGUUAUGCUGGCUCCCUUCAUGUUCGUGUGAGAAGAGAUGCCAAUGAACAGGAGGUGCUGACACAGUUGACGUCUCGUCUGGCGAGUCAAUUGAACGAUCUGACCAUCCAAGUGGUGAAGGAAGACCUCACCCUACCCUCCAUGCCUCUCAGCAGGGGGUCCACUUCCAGUCCCAAUUACACCAGCAGGACACUACCCCCCACAGACGGUAAACCCCCUACAGCGUCUCAUGUAGGACAGGGUAAAUCCCCUACACCACUUACAACAUUUCAUGCUGGACAAACUGUUCAUAAACAUUCCUCUCCGUCAACAUUGGAAAUUAUUAAUUAGCUUUUAAUUGUUUUGUUCAACAUUAUACUGUUUCUUACAUUGCAAUAUCAAUUUUGAAUGGUUA